Schistosoma rodhaini is the source of this 618-nucleotide messenger RNA. The record is from the annotation of a GenBank genome assembly. Lineage: Eukaryota; Metazoa; Platyhelminthes; Trematoda; Strigeidida; Schistosomatidae.
AUGCGUAAUAUGACGACAAGGUCAAGGCUUGGUGUGCAUUGUUCGAAAAUGUCAGCAGAUGGUGCUCUUCAUGAGUUUCUUGCACGAGAGAAAGAAGAAUUGCGCGGGUUAGAAGAUGACUUAGAUUUCACACCAAACGGUGAAAAUAAUGUUGCUGAACACCUUCAAGUAGACGAGGAACCGGAGUGCAUAAAACGUUGGGCCAUAAGUUUUAAGAAGCGGAUAGAGGUCAAAGACGAUGCUGAACGUAAAAACAUGUUCAUGCUAGAAGAACAAGGACUCAAAGAUUUGCAUGAAUGGGCACUUCAGUACCGCGAUUCUCUUGCUCGAGGACAAAAACUCAGCCGCGCUCAUGAUAAAGAACUUCAUAGUGCUCAACAAAAAGCUGCCGAAGCAUCAGCCAUAAUGUCACAGGUGGAUGCUGGUCAAGCUGUUUUGUGGGAAAAAGUUUGCCAGUUGUGUAAUUUCGUCACUUCUGCUAAUGAAGAAAUAACAAACGUUCACACCGUCCCAAUAAAUACAAAGGACAAUCAACGAGACUUGAACAGGAUGCGUGUGCUUCUUCUGCAAUUGAAGAAGAAUCCUCCAGCAGUACAAUCUAAAAUCCGAUCCCAUUAA